Molecule: messenger RNA, 3261 nt
Organism: Macrosiphum euphorbiae (potato aphid)
Lineage: Eukaryota; Metazoa; Arthropoda; Insecta; Hemiptera; Aphididae
Source: the annotation of a GenBank genome assembly
AUGGAUUCGCCCGCCGGUGCAGGUGUCUGUUUGGUGGAAAUGAACUCGUCUUCAUCCACGACCACUCUGACCGUCAAAGAGGACAUUCCGCUUUUGAACAAGCCUCGGGAAACCAAUAACGUCUUCAACAGAUUUUGCCAAUGGAUUUGGCAAAAAUGUUUCCGCAAGAAGGAACUUACUUCACGCACUAUUGUCAUCGGGAAACAAAGCACCGAAAAGUAUUCCCCAAAUGUCAUACGCAAUCAGAAAUACACCAUAAUCACAUUCCUCCCAAAGGUGCUCUAUCAACAGUUCAAAUUCUUUUUGAAUCUUUAUUUUCUUCUGAUGGCUAUGAGUCAAUUUGUACCUGAACUAAGAUUAGGAUACCUCUACACAUAUUGGGGACCACUGAUAUUUGUAUUGGCUGUCACAUUAUUUCGUGAAGGUGUUGAUGAUAUUCGAAGGUGGCAACGAGAUGAAGAAGUAAAUUCACAAAAAUACAAACGUCUAAUACGUGGUAAAGAUCACAAUAUUGGUACCGAGUAUGUAUCAUCAUCAAAACUCAAAGUUGGAGACUUAGUGCUAGUAGAAAAAGAUCAAAGAGUCCCAGCUGAUAUGGUGUUAUUAAGAACUACUGAAAAAUCUGGUGCUUGUUUUGUACGAACUGAUCAAAUGGAUGGGGAAACUGAUUGGAAAUUACGUCUUGCUAUUGGAGACACCCAAAAAUUAGAUUGUGAUGCGCGUUUGUUUGAUAUUACAGCUACUAUUUUUGCUGAAAAACCUCAAAGAGAUAUUCACAGUUUCAUAGGGACAUUUAGAAGACAAGAUAAUGGGGAAGAAGUGAGUCUUGAUGUAGAAAAUACAUUAUGGGCUAACUGUGUUGUAGCUAAUGGUUCAGCACUUGGUGCUGUUGUUUACACCGGUGCUGAAACCAGGUCUGUUAUGAAUAAUUCUCAGCCUCGAAGUAAAGUUGGACUAUUAGAUAUAGAAAUUAAUCAGUUAACUAAGCUACUUUUUUGUGCUGUGGUUGGUUUGGCCUUUGUCAUGAUGUGCUUAAAAGGUUUCAGUGGUCCAUGGUAUCGUUACAUGUUCAGAUUUGUAUUACUAUUCUCAUACAUUAUACCAAUCAGUUUGAGGGUAAAUUUAGACAUGGGUAAAGCAUUCUAUUCAUGGUCUAUGCAAAGAGAUGAAGAAAUGCCAGAUACAGUAGUUAGAUGUACAACAAUUCCAGAAGAACUGGGACGGAUAUCAUACUUAUUUUCAGAUAAAACUGGGACACUUACUCAAAAUUCAAUGGUAUUUAAACGACUGCAUUUAGGGACUGUUUCUUAUGGUGCGGAGUCUUUUGACCAGGUUGCUGAACAACUUAAAAUGACCUUCUGUGGAGCAGUUGAGCCCACACAUAAUCGUAAUUUGUCUCAGGGUUCAACAUCAUUUAAGAUAAGACGCUCUGAGCAAACUCGUCUUCAUGAUGCUGUUAAAGCUAUAGCGUUGUGUCAUAAUGUGACUCCUGUUAUUGAAAAUAAUGUUCAGGGCAAUAUUACUGAUAGUCCAGUCGAACUCAGGUCUGAAGCUGAUCAACACUAUAUUAAAGAAAGUCUACUUUCUCGUUCACAGUGUACUUAUCAAGCUUCUAGUCCUGACGAGAUUGCAUUAGUAAAGUGGACUGAAGAUGUAGGUUUAGCUGUAAUAAAGAGAGAUUUGACAUCACUUCAAUUACGUACAUCUGCUGGAGAUAUACUAAAUUAUACAAUAUUACAAAUGUUUCCAUUCACAUCAGAAACCAAACGCAUGGGAAUAAUUGUUAAAGAUGUAGCCUCUGGAGAUAUUACAUUCUAUUUAAAAGGAGCAGAUGUAGUUAUGUCAUCUAUUGUUCAAUACACUGACUGGUUGGAAGAAGAAUGUGGAAAUAUGGCACGAGAAGGUUUACGUACAUUGGUAGUGGCUCGAAAAAAUUUAACUGAAGAACAGUACUUGGAAUUUGAAUCUCGUUUGAAUUCAGCAAGGUUAGCUGUAACAGGUCGUGCUCAACGAGUAGCAACUGUUGUAGACACUCUAGAACGUGAAAUGGAGUUAUUGUGUGUAACAGGGGUGGAAGAUAAACUUCAAGUAAAUGUUCGUAGAACUUUAGAAUUAUUGGGCAAUGCAGGAAUUAAAAUAUGGAUGUUAACUGGAGAUAAGCAAGAAACUGCCACUUGUAUUGCUAAAAGUUCUCGUCUUGUUUCAAGAACUCAGGAAUUAUUUAUUUUUAACCCAGUACAUACAAGAACUGAAGCACAUCAGCAAUUAAAUGCUUUUAGGAAAAAACAAGAUUGUGCUCUGGUUAUUACUGGAGAUUCAUUGGAAAUAUGUCUACAGUAUUAUCAAACAGAAUUACUGGAUGUUGCCUGCCGAAGUCCAGCUGUAAUUUGUUGUCGAUGUUCUCCUACCCAAAAAGCACAAAUUGUCACUUUAAUUAAGGCGCAUACUGGAAAAAGAACUGCUGCUGUUGGUGAUGGAGGAAAUGAUGUUUCGAUGAUUCAGGCGGCUGACACAGGCAUUGGUAUUGCUGGUGUUGAAGGUCGUCAAGCAUCUUUAGCUGCAGACUUUUCAGUACCUCAAUUUUCACACCUUUCUAGACUACUCAUGGUACAUGGUCGAUACAGUUAUAAAAGAUCUGCCUCACUUAGCCAAUUUGUCAUCCAUAGAGGUCUUAUCAUAUCUACUAUGCAAGCAAUAUUUUCAGCUGUAUUUUACUUCUCAUCAGUAACACUGUAUCAAGGGUUCCUUAUGAUUGGAUAUGCAACACUGUACACCAUGUUCCCUGUAUUUUCCUUGGUACUUGAUAAAGAUGUACUGUCUAAAAUUGCAUUAACUUAUCCUGAGCUCUAUAAAGAACUGAGCAAAGGACGGUCGUUAUCUUAUAAAACAUUUUUCAUUUGGGUUUUAAUAAGCAUUUAUCAAGGUGGUGUAAUAAUGUAUGGAGCAUUGUUUCUAUUUGAAGAUGAAUUCAUUCACAUUGUUGCCAUUAGUUUCACAGCUUUAAUUCUCACAGAACUAAUCAUGGUUGCAUUGACAGUGCGCACAUGGCACUAUUUAAUGCUGUUGGCUGAACUUUUUAGUUUAGCAGUUUAUAUUUUAUCAUUAAUCUUACUCAAAGAUUAUUUUGAUUCUCAUUUCAUACAAACCGAAUCAUUCCUAUGGAAAGUCACUGUGAUUACACUGGUCAGCUGUUUACCAUUAUACAUUCUAAAGUUCUUAAGGAAAAAGUUUUCACCACCCAGUUAUUCUAAACUAUCGUGA